Daucus carota subsp. sativus is the source of this 2462-nucleotide messenger RNA. RefSeq names its product ultraviolet-B receptor UVR8. Bases 600 to 2048 code for a protein of 482 amino acids. The record is from RefSeq and is a predicted model, not a curated record. NCBI's taxonomy places the organism in Eukaryota, Viridiplantae, Streptophyta, Magnoliopsida, Apiales, Apiaceae. The transcript is spliced from 7 exons.
GGAGCAAAGCUAUAGAAAACAAAUUAUGAGCGAUGGACACAUCAUACAAGCACAACAACCUCAAAUCCACGGCCUAAAACAGCUCCCAAUAUGUGUCAUUAGACAUUAAUCAUUCCCUUUCCUUCUCAACCAAGUAACACCUAGAUUCUGAAUUCUUACAUUCUUAAUCUUCCUGCCCUAAUUUCUCUAUCUGCUGUCAUAUUCGACUUGCACUUAUACAUAUACAUAUAACUUCAACCAUACCCUUGUAUAAAAUUCUGUAAAGUUUCAAACUUUGUCACUUUCUCUCAAUUGAGUGCUCAAUUUUCCACUUUUAGCCCAAAAAGUUGAAAUCUUGGCCGCCCAUUAAGCCUUUUUUAGCUCCUCCCCUCUUUCUCAUUUCUUGAUUUUAUUUCCCACAUUUUAAUUUUUCCCAUUUCUGUAUUGUAAUUCAUCACAUUCUUGCUUAUAUAGUUAUAUACAUUGUGUUAGAAUUGUUAAAUUGACAGCAUUUGUGUUUUAUGCUUGCUUUUCUUGAUUCUUGUAUCUAUUUUUGUGUAAUACCCUUGUUUUAGCUAAAGGUUUGAUCUUUAAUUUUUGAACUCUGUUUUUAGAGCAUAAUGGGUGAUAAAUUUUGGCCAAUUUCACUUGCGGACUUGCCAUUACAUUUGAUUCUUGAAAUUCUGACCUCGGGGCCUUUGCGGGCUGUUGAUUUAGUUUCUUUGGAGUUAACUUCUAGGACAUUUAGAGCCAACGCUAGACUUGAUACUAGGUUUCAGAGUAAUUCAUCUUUGGUUAAUUUUGCGGCAUUUCAACUAUGUUGGUCUCAUCCUUUGUAUUCUUCCAUGCACUUGGAGGAAAGGAAGGCGCUUUUCGAUAAGACUGAAGGAAAUUGGAAGAGGGUACUAAGAUUCUUGCAGUCAGUGGAUCAGUCUUCCGAUAUGGUUGAAACCUCAGCUGGCAAUAUGCAGAUUAAGAGCGGAAGAUAUCACACGUUGCUGGUCAAUGGUUCAUCAGUGUAUUCCUGUGGUUCCAAUUUGUGUGGUGUUCUUGGUCAUGGUUCUGAGACAACACAAUGUGUGGCUUUUACGCGUAUCAGUUUUCCAUCUCUUGCACAAGUUACCCAGGUUUCGGCGUCACAUAAUCAUGCUGCUUUUGUCAUGCAGACUGGAGAGGUCUUUACCUGCGGAGAUAAUUCAUCUUUCUGCUGCGGUCAUGGUGAUACAAACCGUCCUAUAUUCAGGCCUAGGCUGGUUGAGACAUUAAAGGGAGUAUCUUGCAAGCAGGUUGCCGCAGGGCUAAGUUUUACUGUAUUUCUCACCUCUCAUGGCAAUGUAUACACGUGUGGGACCAAUUCACACGGUCAACUUGGCCAUGGUGACACUGUAGAUAGACCAACCCCGAAAGUUGUAGAACUUCUCGAAUCAGUAGUUCAGAUUGCUGCUGGUCCAAGUUAUGUCCUUUCAAUUACUGAGGACGGGAUUGUGCACUCUUUUGGGUCGGGCACUAACUUCUGUCUAGGACAUGGUGAACAGCAAAAUGAACUUCGGCCACGUGCUAUUCAAUUGCUUAAAAAAAAAGGUCUUCAUAUUGUUCGAGUCUCUGCUGGUGAUGAGCAUGUGGUAGCGCUUGACUCUAGGGGACAUGUGUAUACUUGGGGCAAAGGCUACUGUGGUGCAUUGGGCCAUGGAGAUGAGAUUGAUAAAAUAGUUCCAGCACCCUUACUUUGUCUUAAGAAGAACUUAAUUGUCCAGGUCUGCGCUAGUAAGCGGAAAACUUUUGUUUUAACUGACAGUGGCUCUCUGUACGGCUUUGGCUGGAUGGGGUUUGGUAGCCUGGGAUUUCCCGAUAGGGGACAUUCUGAUAAAAUCUUAGGUCCUCGUCUACUUCAAAGCCUAAAGGGCCACCGUAUAUCACAAGUAAGCACAGGUCUAUACCAUACUGUUGCAGUAACAACACGAGGGCGCAUAUUUGGGUUUGGAGAUAAUGAAAGGGCACAGCUCGGGCAUGAUUCUUUGAGAGGAUGCCUUGAACCAACUGAAAUAUUUGUUCAACAAAUUGCAGAUUGACAAAGUAUAUUGUAUAAUCAAGUAGCAAGGUACAAUCUAUUUUGUUAUGAACUGGAGGACACCAUUUCGGAGUCGUUUUCACCAACUUGAUUGUAAAGUGCUGAAUUGCUAAGCCAUCGCUCAUUGUUGUUACAGGGACAGGAGAAGAGUCAUUUUCAUGUUACUAUGUUAGUAUUUGAGUGAGACUUUUUUCAGAAUGACUAUUAUUGUUUGGCUGAGUUCAUUGGAGCCAGAGGGAUUAGCUGACCGGGCAAUGGCUACAAUGAGAACACAUAAUAUUUAUAUCCAUAUUAAUUUCAAACAAGUUGAAUUUUAUUGCCCCUUGUAACUACUAGUUGCACAACUAGUUAUUGCUAAAGUAUUGUUGAUUAAGCAAGUUAUUCAUUGCUUACGAGAAUAAAUGUUUUUGUGUUA